AUGCAAUUGGAGUAUAUUGAAGAUCUUCUUAAGACCAGAAAGAUUAGAAAGAACGUAUGCAGAACAAAGCAGACCAUACGUGACCGCAAAUCCAUCGAUGACCGCUUAACUUUGAACGGUAUCAAAGUUGAUUAUGUAGAUGCGUACCUUUGCAAGCUUGCAGGUUGCCACGUAACAAUCGAUCCGCUUCUUGAGUUUGCAUACGAUAUGAGCUAUCAGUUCCGCUUAAAGCUUGAUAGGCUGGCCAAAAGAAAUCGAACAGCACUCUUAUGCUGGUACGCAGAAAAUUGGGGAAAUAUUUUCCCGUAUCUUAGCAAAAUCAAAUUCCACGAAACAAAAAUCAUAAAGGAGGAAAAGAAGAUAAUGAGCGAAAGUAGUGAUGAAUCUGGACCAGAAGUUAACUCUAUUCCUGCGUACUGCUGUGAUGCCAUCAAUAUUGAUCCAUCAGAUCUUGCACAGCUCGUGAAUUAUCAUUGA
Molecule: messenger RNA, 477 nt
Organism: Trichomonas vaginalis G3
Lineage: Eukaryota; Parabasalia; Trichomonadida; Trichomonadidae
Exons: 1
Coding region: 1-477 (158 amino acids)
Source: RefSeq, a predicted model, not a curated record